Molecule: messenger RNA, 1773 nt
Organism: Ogataea philodendri
Lineage: Eukaryota; Fungi; Ascomycota; Pichiomycetes; Pichiales; Pichiaceae
Exons: 1
Coding region: 1-1773 (590 amino acids)
Biological process (GO): ribosome-associated ubiquitin-dependent protein catabolic process; rescue of stalled cytosolic ribosome
Cellular component (GO): RQC complex
Source: RefSeq, a predicted model, not a curated record
AUGAGUAACAGAGCUUUACGGCGAUUGCAGAAGAAAGAGCUCGAGGUCGCGGAGUCGGACGACGAGUACACGCCUGUGGCUCAGCAUACGGCUGUAAAUGCGUUCCAGUUGCUCGGUGGCGAGGACGACGACGAGUCUGAAGACACAGACAGCGAAACCAUCCCGGUCUCAAGCAAACCGGCCCCAGUGUCUGGGAAAACUUCCAGCAAGAAGAAGAAGAACAAGGCCAAGAAGCCGGCAACUGCAGACGAGCAGGACAUCGACCAGAUUCUCGCCGAACUGCAGCUGAGUAAACAAUCCGUCACGGAGGAAACGUCCCAAGAACCGUUUAAUGGGCCGUACGACGAUCCUAAAGACGGCGCGCCAGAAUUGACCGCUGCGAGACUCACCGCCAGCAUUGCACUUCUGCAGUUCGAUCCCCGGGACCUGGACCCAGACAGAGAAUUCGAGAGCGUUUUCGGCAAGCUGUCCACUGCUGCAGUUGACGACGCGGACGCCACGCCGUCCACAUUUGUGAGUCCAGACGUGCUGAAACAGAUCAAGCUUCUCAGCAAGCGUGUGCGUGGCUGGUGCGGCCGGGACCGCCGCUCGAUCCCAGGCACUUCUAGGAAACUCGUCAUGUGCAAGAUCCGCGACGACUGGAUCCCCACUCCUAAGAAACCGCUUUCGAUGGACAUGGUGCCCGAUGAGCCGCUCAUGUUUCGCGUUGUCGAGACUCCUGCAUACCCACGGGCAAUUACUACCCAGUUCUAUCUUUCCACCGUUAUUAGACCGGACCACGAGGCCCUGAUCCAUCUGUUGCAGCAGUAUCCGUACCAUUUGGAAACCAUUUUGCAGGUGACCUCGAUUCUACAGCGACAGGGAGACAACUCCAACACCAACGGGCUGAUUGAAAGAGCGCUAUUUGUGUUUGACUGGAGUCUGCGGACAAAUUUCCAGCUUGGUAGCGGCGACUGUCGACUUCCGUUCGACUACUUCCUCAACAGACAGUGCUAUCUCACCGUGUUCAAGUAUAUCACCGUGUUGACGCAGAAAUCCACGUUUUUCACCGCUCUCAACUACUGCAAGCUCCUGUUCUCGUUUGACCCGGCUAACGACCCAUACGGAGUCAGAUACUUUAUCGACUUCUACGCUAUAAUGGCCGGCGAAGACCAGUACUUGAUCGAUUUUGCAGAGAGUUACUUGGUCAAGACAUACAAAGAGUGGUACACGCCGUCUUUGGCGUACUCUCUGGCCAUUUCAACACACAAAGUGGCUCCAGAAGACGCCUCCGCUGCUCUGCUACGCGCGUACCAAACGUAUCCGUACACCGGGCAGAUGGUGCUCAACAAGCUCAGCAAUUACCCUGAGCCAUCGUACAAAGUCUCGGACUACACGAAGCUGGCAACAGCAGUGUAUCUCGCGCGGAUCCAGAUCAUGUUGGAGGAGCCGGCCACGAAGAACUGGUUUGUUGCAGAGCUCGAAAAAGUCGUCCGCGCACAGCCAAAGGCCAAGCAACAGUUCGAUUGCAAGACGAUCCCAGAUAACCUGUUGCGGCACGUGAUCCUGUCGAACGAGACGUCGGCGAUGGCACGGAUCCCGGCCAGUUUCUGGAAAGAGAACGAGAUUUUCGAGUUCGACGUGCUACCACCCACGUCGGAGAAAUCCACGUCGAUCUUCGAUCACAUUGACCAGGCGCGCGUGAGCAACGCAAUUAUCCACAACAGUCUGGAGCAGGAGGAGGAGCGCCAGAUUGCAGAACUUAUUCGCCGCACGGCUGACGAGGCAAAUUAG